UAGCUGGACUAGCUUUUCUUCAUCCACUCACACAAGCUCGAUCGUUUUAUAGUAGUGAAAUCAAAACUAUUUAUUUUUUUCAAUGAAUUUGCUUGACACAGUGUAUCCUAACACCCGCUUCAGUGUAGAACGAUUGAAAGUAAAACACAACAGCAAAGCAAAAUAGACAACAAUGAACCUUGCACGUGAUGAGAUCUUGUUACUGUUUGAUGUUGAUGGUACACUGACUCUCCCCCGAACUACAAUCGAAUUGGAUUUCGAGGAGUUUUUGUUCAACAAAAUUAGGCCGAUCGCAACCAUUGGCCUCAUUAGUGGUUCUGACUUGGGAAAAUUGUUUGAGCAAUUGAAUGGUCAGAAAAUUUUACAACAAUUCGAUUUUAUAUUUCCGGAAAAUGGCCUAGUUCAAAUAGUAGAUGGAACCGAGGUAGUAAAACAGUCGAUUCAAAAACAUUUGGGAGAGAAAACACUACAGCGAUUCAUUAGUUUCGUGCUGAGAUACUUGUCUGAACUGGAACUGCCGUUCAAACGCGGAACAUUCAUCGAUCUUCGAAAAGGAAUGCUGAACAUCUGUCCGAUGGGUCGACAAUGCACACGGUACGAAAGAAAUUUCUUCGCUGAUUAUGAUUUGAAACAUAAUGUUAGGGGCACAAUGAUCAAAAAGUUACAGGAAGAAUUCCAUGACACUGACUUGACGUACAGCGUUGGCGGUCAGAUUAGUUUCAAUGUUUUUCCGCACGGUUGGGACAAAACGUAUGCAUUACAAUACGUUACGAAUGCAACGAAGUAUACGCAAAUCCAUUUUUUCGGCGACCAAACGGAAGCAGGUGGAAAUGAUUAUGAGAUAUUCAAUGAUCCCAGAACCAUUGGCCAUAAAGUUUCUAGUCCACGUGACACCAAGAAGAUUCUGUCUGAAAUGUUUCAAAUUGUCGAAUGACGAAAUGGUGAUGCAAUGUAUACAUAAGGAAGAAUAUAAAAAAUAAC
Molecule: messenger RNA, 981 nt
Organism: Bradysia coprophila
Lineage: Eukaryota; Metazoa; Arthropoda; Insecta; Diptera; Sciaridae
Product: phosphomannomutase pseudogene
Source: RefSeq, a predicted model, not a curated record